Molecule: messenger RNA, 885 nt
Organism: Cynocephalus volans (Philippine flying lemur)
Lineage: Eukaryota; Metazoa; Chordata; Mammalia; Dermoptera; Cynocephalidae
Gene: STX19
Product: syntaxin 19
Exons: 1
Coding region: 1-885 (294 amino acids)
Biological process (GO): exocytosis; synaptic vesicle fusion to presynaptic active zone membrane; intracellular protein transport
Cellular component (GO): synaptic vesicle; endomembrane system; SNARE complex
Molecular function (GO): SNARE binding; SNAP receptor activity
Source: RefSeq, a predicted model, not a curated record
AUGAAAGACCGACUUCAAGAACUAAAGCAGAGAACAAAGGAAAUUGAACUCUCUAGAGAUGGUCAUGUGUCAACUACAGAAGCAGUGGAACAAGGGGUGUUUCUGCAGCAAGCUGUUAUUUAUGAAAGAGAGCUUGUAGCUGAGAGAUACCUUCAUGAGAUCCAAAAACUACAGGACAGUAUUAACAAUCUGGCAGAUGAUGUUCAAAAAUUUGGGCAACAACAGAAAAGUAUGAUGGCUUCGAUGAGAAGGUUUAGUCUACUUAAGAGAGAAUCUAGCACUACAAAGGAGAUAAAAAUCCAAGCAGAACACAUUAACAGAGGUUUGGAUGAUUUAGUUAAAGAAGUUAAAAAGUCAGAGUCCGAAAAUGGCCCAUCAUCAGUGGUCACUAGAAUACUUAAAUCUCAGCAUGCUGCGAUGUUCCGCCAUUUUCAGCAAACCAUGUUUUUAUACAAUGACACAAUAGCAUCAAAGCAAGAGAAGUGCAAGACAUUUAUUGUCCGUCAGCUUGAGGUUGCUGGAAAAGAAGUACCUGAAGAAGAACUAAAUGACAUGCUUCAUCAAGGAAAAUGGGAAGUUUUUAAUGAAAGCUUACUUACAGAAAUCAAUAUCACUAAAGCACAACUCUCAGAGAUUGAACAAAGACACAAGGAACUUAUUAAUUUGGAGAACCAAAUAAUGGAUUUAAGGGAUCUUUUUAUUCAGAUAUCUCUUUUAGUAGAGGAACAAGGAGAAAGCAUCAACAAUAUUGAAAUGACAGUGAAUAGUACAAAAGAAUACGUUAACAGUACUAAAGAGAAAUUCGGACUAGCUGUCAAAUACAAAAAAAGAAAUCCUUGCAGGGUAUUGUGUUGCUGGUGCUGUCCCUGCUGUGCCUCAAAAUAA